Messenger RNA from Naegleria lovaniensis, 1170 nucleotides. RefSeq lists its product as uncharacterized. Bases 1 to 1170 code for a protein of 389 amino acids. The record is from RefSeq and is a predicted model, not a curated record. The transcript has 2 exons. NCBI's taxonomy places the organism in Eukaryota, Heterolobosea, Eutetramitea, Acrasida, Naegleriidae.
AUGGGAAAUACAACAACAUCUGCGAGAGGAGCAUCUUCACCCUCUGUCGUGAAUCGUUCCAUGAUGAUCAACCAACAACAACAAAAUCCAUCAACCACCACAUCCACGUCGGGUAAAAGAGAACAAUUCAAACAAGUUUCUAUGAAGAAGAAGAAGAACAUGAUAAGAGCAAGUACCACCUCGCAGCAACCUCACCACUUCUCUGUAUCCUCAUUGCCAGCAGAGACUGCUCUCUCUCAACUCCAAUAUUCAAGCUCUCCUUCCAUCUCGGUACGAAAGAAGAAGAUCAAAACACCUCAAUCUCCAGAGAGAAAGAAUCACCGAGGUAAAUCCCCAUCCCAUCAUAAGAAGAGUGAGGAAUCACAACUUUCAAAGACCACUACCACUAUGGCUACUCAAACUGCACGAUCUAAGGGUUCUAAAGGAACUAAUGCUGAGUCAGCUAUGGAUUUUCAAACCAAGCCUACACAACCUGCUAACGACAAUCCUUGCAACUGCGACGAUGAAACGAGUCUUUCAUUGGAUGAAUCGGAAAUUAUUGAAGAUGUUGAACAAGAUAUGGAAGAACGAUCCAGCAUGUUCCGAAGAUUUAGUAGUAUUCUAGGCGAUGAUGAAAUGCUCUUUGAUAUGUAUUGUGGAAGUAGUAAUCCUCAUUCCAUGAUGAAUACUCAAGAUGAAAAUUUACUUGACAAUGAUUAUGAAUUCAAUGACGAUCCACCCUCUCCUCAUGCUCCCACUGGUUUAACGCCACCAUCGUGCUGUGUUUCAUGCUCCAUUUGCGGAAGUGCCAACCACACGACUGCCACACCUCAAGGUCAUCACAUGAGCAACGCUUCCACGCCUCAUCAUCAUUGUUGUGGCUAUAAGACUCCAUCAGCAACGACGAGCACGAGUGUUGUUUCUGCAGGUUCACAUUCUUCAUUGAGCCUCCAUCAACAUUCAGCAAGUAGUAGUUCAUUGUCAACACUGGUAGGACAACGAGCAAGAGCUGUUGGAAGUCAUGUACAUUGCAACUCGGCAAGUAUGAACUCCUUGUAUUCUUCGUCUCAUUUGACAUCUGGAAUGCAUGCAGCCAUGUCCUCACCUGCCCUUACAAAGCAAUCACCCUCGUAUAACGAUCAAUCCAUUGCAAUUUUGAAAGACUUAAUAAAUGUAAACACUGGUCUCUGA